GCCGAUCCGAACUACUGAAACGUUCGCUAGUACAUCAGAAAGAACAUACAUCGAAUAGGUGACGAAGAGAUCGCCAGGUGUCAGUGAGACCGACUUAGAAUUCCCCUCGAGUGCGAGCUAAUAUUCGUCCACGAUCGCGAUUCGUUAGUCGAGCGUGGCGGAGAUUUGUUUGUCGAUCGCAACUGACUGAGACCAUCGCUACUUCAAGCCGUUCGACAUGCGGACAUGGAUGAGGAGCCUCGCUCACUUUUUCUGCUGGCUUCUUCUGGCCAUCAUUGUCGGAAUAUCAAUAGUCCACGCCGAGCCGGAACCCAUGGCUAGACCGAAGAGCAUCGAAGAGAUGAAACAAUUUGCCGAUGAGCUCAGAAAUCGUUAUUACGUGAUCGGAAAAGCGAGAUACGGCAAACGAAGUGACAUCACGCCGAUGUUGACGGAGUUGAACGGUGCUUGGGAAAUUUUGAAGCUGAUCCAGGACGCUCGACGGCAAAAUGAACAGCGGAGGCAGGAGAAGAUCAGACAGAACAAGGAGCAGGUUCUGUUCCGUGACUUUGAGAGCUCGGACAUCGAUAACAAGCAUAUAACAUCGCGCGUCUCUACACGACCCGGCUCCCUUUCGGACAUGAUCGGCAAUUACGACGAUGUACAAUAAAGAACCUCGCGUAGCAUCCUCUCUCUUCUCUUUCCUCCAAACUCCCUAAUUUCUCCCCUUUCUGAGACUGAUGUAUAUCGAAAAUUCUUCACCCCCGAAUUUACGAAUAAUUGUGUAACACCUCUAUCGAUGUUGAAUUAACUUCUCGCUUUUCUCUCUCUUCACCGCGAUUUAGUUUUAUAUGUUAUGAAUAUCUCGUCGAAGAAUAAUUGCGCGAUGCAGUGCCUGAAGAUGAUAGAGAGUGUGUGAGGAUGCUGAGGAAAGAGUAAUCCCUCGUCGAGGAAACACGGAAUUUAAAUCGGAAUUCAAUUAAUGACGCUUGAGAGAUAAACCAAAUUCUAGGAUAUUACGUGAUACAAUUCUAGAUAGCAAGAUUGUAAUCCCACUUAAUCUUAUAUGUAUAAAUUUUUUGUUAACAAUAUUUAACGAGUAUAAUAAAGCUGAACUGACGAAUAA
Nylanderia fulva is the source of this 1105-nucleotide messenger RNA. RefSeq names its product neuropeptide F (gene NPF). The record is from RefSeq and is a predicted model, not a curated record. Lineage: Eukaryota; Metazoa; Arthropoda; Insecta; Hymenoptera; Formicidae.